GAUUCACAUCGUCGAUCUGGGAACAGCUUGCGGCAUUACGGAGAGAGUUAUCUGGGAACCGCUCAUUGAACACUGACAGCCCCCAUGCACAACCGAGUACAAGGGUACCAACUUUACCGACCACAUCUGGCCUCCACACUAUCUCUGGCGUCUACGCACUUUACCGCCAGUCCUCACCCUUCAGACAUUGAAGCUCCUCGCUCACAAAAUGAGCACGGAUGCAUCUUCGUCAACCAGACCAAAACGACAGCUUGUCAAGGCCGCCUGCCAAUCAUGUCAGAAACGCAAAGUAAAGUGUAGCGGCGAGCGUCCCAUGUGUAUGCUCUGUCAACAAAGAAGUCAGACUUGCCUUUACGACUCCGAGGCAGGCAUCUCGAGAGUGGAAGCCGUACGACGUCGGAACAAGGAGCUAGGAGAACGCAACUCGGACUAUGAAUUGGUCUACAGUGCUUUGCAGACUACGUCAGAAUCGGAGGCAUUUGAUCAUCUCCGUCGUCUUCGAGAAUGUCCAAACGUGGAAACUUACGCCCGAACGCUCCGCAAGUCACGACCAAGUACAAGGAAACGACCACCAGAUAGCUUGAAUGACUUCAUGGAUGAUGGAAUUUCGAACCUGUCUCCCAUGUCGGCGCAGUCUCAAGAUCAGCAAGACGGCGAGUCGAACAUCUUCGCCGAUUCUCUACCCAUGACGGACUACACAAGUCCUCCUCAGCAGCCUCCUCUCAUGAUUGAUCCUCGGCUCGGUCAGCAAACCUUGUAUAGUUUUCCGGACAAUAAUGGUUCGACUCUACAGAGCUUGGCAGAGAUCUGGCCGUUCCAGAGCUCCUCUCAUGUGCAACAAGACACUUUCCAAUCGAACAACCAGGAUUGGACCCAACCAGACGGUCACAGCGGGCCUUCGCAGAACCACUACCUCGACAACGUGCAGAUGUCUCAGACCGAUUGGACAGACGGCAAUCUCGACCCUACAACUGGUCAACCUCUGAGUCGAAGGCAACCAAGGUUUGACGGUUGAAAGACCCUCUUCGAGGUACAGCAAACAAGACGGAUCACGGUUCAUCGUUGGCUACCUCAAUGAAGGGCUCUCCUUCGGACCAGGACUUGAUCAACUCGCAUAAACUCGUCAAACAUGUCGCCUAAGCCCACACCAGAUGCUGCCGACUGG
Aureobasidium subglaciale EXF-2481 is the source of this 1165-nucleotide messenger RNA. RefSeq lists its product as uncharacterized. The transcript has 3 exons. Lineage: Eukaryota; Fungi; Ascomycota; Dothideomycetes; Dothideales; Saccotheciaceae. Gene Ontology annotation, molecular function: DNA-binding transcription factor activity, RNA polymerase II-specific; zinc ion binding. The record is from RefSeq and is a predicted model, not a curated record. The coding region runs from base 209 to 1015 and encodes 268 amino acids. Gene Ontology annotation, biological process: regulation of DNA-templated transcription.